CAUAUUAUGAUAUGCAUUUCCUAGUAUGCAACCGAGUCUACUAACUGAUUUACAGUGGACGCUAACGCUUCUUGGCACAGGUCAUCAGGUCUCCACCGCCCAAAACACUGAAUUCCCUCAGGGAGCAUAGGCUAGAUAAUUUAGUCCAACUCCAUACCGCCUCCGCUCUCCAGUUCUCAACUGAUGGUAAACACUCACUCGUGGUGAGAACGAGUACUAGCGUCACACGAUGCCUCCGAAGUCCGCGAAACCAACCAGCGAUGAGCUUCUCGCUCAAUUUGACGACCUAGGGGUCGACUCGACCGCGGACCAGCCUACCUCCAAGCCAGCUACCACAGCUACCACAGCUACCACAGCGCAAACCGAAGACGACAUCCUUGCCGAACUUGAUAACCUAGCCUCCCAGCGUCCGAGCAGUGGGCCCGGUACCCCACGUCUAUCAACAAAUGAGCCCAGGCCGUCUGUCAAAUCCCCUAAACCUGCUGCAGCUACACCCUCAACUGGACGUUCUAGUGAGGAGAAAUCUGUGCCCCGUAAGUCCACGGAGAGUACCCGGGUUUCAUUUGCGGUGAACAAUGAUCCGGAUGUGCAGCCACCCAAGACCGAGAAAUCAGCAGUUAAAGAGUCCGCCCCGGGCGGUGGUAGUGGUAGUGGUGGUGGAUGGUGGGGAGGCCUUUUCGCAACUGCGACUGCGACCGCCAGUGCUGCAAUGAAGCAGGCCGAAGCGGCUGUGAAAGAAAUUCAACAGAAUGAAGAAGCCCAGAAAUGGGCUCAGCAGGUGAAAGGAAAUGUUGGCGCACUGAAAGACUUCGGUGGUGAGCUUCGAAGCAUGGCAAUCCCUACGUUUACCAAUCUUAUCCACACUCUUGCACCCCCAAUUUCGUCCCAUGAACGCCUCCAAAUCCACAUCACUCACGACAUCUCGGGCUACCCCGCCAUUGAUCCGAUUGUUUACGCUGUCUUCGCUCGCGUGAUGUCCCAGGUCGAAGGUGGGGACCUUCUUGUGAUUCAACGUGGUCAAGAAUCUGCGCCAAAGCGGGGGUUGGAUAUAACGGGUAGCCAGUCUACCCCUGGCUGGCGCGAUGGCCCGUGGUGGCGCACAGUUAUGCCUGGAACCCCUCGCAGUAUCUCGGCCGUGCGUGGCUCUGUAGAGGCUAGCAAGCUCGCUCGCGCAAGCGCAGAGUCUUACGCCACGGAGUUCUUCUCUGCAAAGGGUGGAGUCGAAGAAGCUGCGAAACAAGCUAGCCAGGUUCUGAGCGAAUCCAACCCUGUCCGGAGCAGCGAUAUCUUCCUCGCCAUCCAGGCUAUUAGCCAAACCUCCUCCACCGAGCAGUUCCAGGCUGGUCCAACCACUGACAAGCCGACCCCGCCGGGCGUAGUUGAUGUUCCCAGCGCAACGGAAGAGGAGGUGACCUUCGCUCUCUACCUCCAUGACCCCAUUCACGGCAUCGCCUUCCACACAAUCUCCCAGGCUGUUCCACAGAAAUGGAUCGACUGGCUCGAUGCAGCUGUCCCCGCCACCGAAGACACUGCAGCCGAUGACAUGUGGCACCGAGCCCCUGUUUCGGAAGACAUUGCUGAGAUCAUCGAAAGUGGCGGCGUCGACCCUCGUGAAUGGGCUGCUGAAUGGAUCGAAGAAGCGCUCACUUUAGCUAUCGGUGUUGUGGCGCAACGCUAUGUGGCCCGGAGAAUGGGUGUUGGUGAGGCGGGAGUUGCAAAGGGUAAGAUGCGUGCUGAGCAGGCUUCAGUCGUGGAAAGCGGUGCAGGAGAGGUGGCGCGGGCGCUCUAAGACUGUUUCGUUCCAUAGCUGUCUCUUUUCAGUUGUUCUACCUGCGACUCUUAUUCUUAAAGACCAUGAUCAGAUGAUACUCUAAUGCCGUUUUUCUCCUUGUUCUUCUGCGUUGCUUGUCCGCGUCUCUUUAAUACAGUCAUGCCACCACAGAGCUAUUUUGCAAAUAGAUUUAUCGCCUCGUAAGGCGUACAUAAUCCUCAACCGAAUUCCUUGUCCGU
Molecule: messenger RNA, 2010 nt
Organism: Aspergillus caelatus
Lineage: Eukaryota; Fungi; Ascomycota; Eurotiomycetes; Eurotiales; Aspergillaceae
Product: DUF5427 domain-containing protein MTC1
Exons: 2
Coding region: 230-1789 (519 amino acids)
Source: RefSeq, a predicted model, not a curated record